GUAUAUAAAGAAAUCAACUUACGCGGACAAUGACAACGAGUUGAAAAGAGAGAGAAAAAAAAAAAGCGGCCACGGAGACGAGGAAGCCGACGUCGAAGCGGUGGCGCGAGCCGACGCGUGCUGCAUGGCACGAGCUCACGGCGGCGGCUCUGGCUUCGGGUCCGCGAACCCCUUUUCGGCUACGCAGCCCCUGCCGGUCUCGCGCCCGCAGAAGGACGACCCGACCGGCCGCCGCACGACCCCUCGGCGACGUCCAAGCGCCGCCUCACACCCUUGCACUCCGACGGUCGCCAUAAAAAUCUUCCAAGAUGACGGAGAUGUCGAUGUCAGUGGCCGAGCCGCCGCCCGGCGCGGCGGCCCCAGGCAAGAAUGACCCCGUGGUGCCGGAUGCGGUGGUCUACGUAUGCAGCGUCGUCAUCGUCGUCAUGGUGGUGGGCGGAGUCAUCGGUCUGUCCAUUCUCAUGAAGCAGCGACUCGACGUCAACCAGAAUGUUACAACAGCGGCACCAGCCGGUCCGGGGGCGCCACCACCCAAAGCGAGAUUAGUGUCGGUCGAGGACUCGGAGUCCAGUGAUUUCAAGGUGUUCAACGAUGAUGAUCCGUUCCAUUACCGUGUCGCUAAGGCAAGAGAUGGCUACCACCGGAAGGUUCCCUUCUAUGAAGCUGCACAUUCAAAACAGAAGGCGAAACGACACAAAAAAGCGCCCACCACGAGGACAACGAGAGUAAAGAAGAAGACAACGAAGAGAGCGAGAGCUACCACCAAGAAAAGGGGCCGCCGGCUACCCGCCACAUUGGGGGUCAAAACCACGGCUAAACAUGGCAAGAGGAAAGCUAACGUCGCCCACAGUAAGAAUAGUGCCCAGCAUAUUGUUUGGAGAUAGGCGAUGCGCAACAGCUAUGAGGAGCGCACAGAC
This is a messenger RNA of Dermacentor andersoni, 917 nucleotides long. RefSeq lists its product as uncharacterized. The record is from RefSeq and is a predicted model, not a curated record. NCBI's taxonomy places the organism in Eukaryota, Metazoa, Arthropoda, Arachnida, Ixodida, Ixodidae.